This is a messenger RNA of Myodes glareolus (Bank vole), 3305 nucleotides long. It is a transcript of the gene Atxn2l, whose product is annotated as ataxin 2 like. Gene Ontology annotation, biological process: cytoplasmic stress granule assembly. Gene Ontology annotation, cellular component: cytoplasmic stress granule. Gene Ontology annotation, molecular function: mRNA binding. The record is from RefSeq and is a predicted model, not a curated record. NCBI's taxonomy places the organism in Eukaryota, Metazoa, Chordata, Mammalia, Rodentia, Cricetidae.
GCCACCGCAGCCAGGGGCAGUGGCUAUUGGCAGCGUCAGGGGACAGAGCACCGGAAAGGGACCCCCACAGUCGCCUGUGUUUGAAGGUGUUUAUAAUAACUCCAGGAUGCUGCAUUUUCUGACUGCUGUGGUGGGUUCUACUUGUGACGUAAAGGUGAAAAAUGGCACCACUUAUGAGGGCAUUUUCAAAACUCUGAGCUCAAAGUUUGAACUGGCAGUAGACGCAGUACACCGGAAAGCAUCUGAACCAGCAGGUGGGCCUCGGCGGGAAGACAUUGUGGAUACCAUGGUAUUUAAACCAAGUGAUGUUCUGCUUGUCCACUUCCGAAAUGUUGACUUCAAUUAUGCUACAAAAGAUAAGUUCACUGACUCGGCCAUUGCCAUGAACUCUAAGGUUAAUGGUGAACACAAAGAGAAGGUGCUACAACGUUGGGAGGGUGGCGACAGCAACAGCGAUGACUACGAUCUGGAAUCUGAUAUGUCUAAUGGAUGGGAUCCCAAUGAGAUGUUCAAAUUUAACGAAGAGAACUAUGGUGUAAAGACCACCUAUGAUAGCAGUCUAUCUUCUUACACGGUUCCCUUGGAAAAGGACAACUCAGAAGAGUUUCGGCAGCGGGAGCUGCGUGCAGCCCAGUUAGCUCGAGAGAUUGAAUCAAGUCCCCAGUACCGCCUACGGAUUGCCAUGGAAAAUGAUGAUGGGCGAACGGAGGAGGAGAAGCACAGUGCGGUUCAGCGGCAGGGGUCUGGGCGGGAGAGCCCCAGCUUGGUGUCCAGGGAAGGGAAGUAUAUCCCUUUGCCUCAACGAGUUCGGGAAGGUCCCCGGGGAGGAGUUCGUUGCAGUGGCGCUCGAGGAGGGCGACCUGGCCUUAGCUCUUUGCCACCUCGUGGCCCUCACCAUCUUGACAAUAGCAGCCCUGGCCCUGGGUCUGAGGCACGUGGUAUCAAUGGAGGCCCUUCCCGCAUGUCCCCCAAGGCACAGCGCCCUUUGAGAGGUGCCAAGACUUUAUCUUCACCCAACAAUAGGCCUUCUGGAGAAGCUUCUGUUCCUCCAGCACCUGCAGUGGGCCGGAUGUACCCUCCACGGUCUCCCAAGUCUGCUGCCCCCGCCCCAGUCUCAACUUCCUGUCCUGAGCCUCCCAUUGGUUCAGCAGUAGUGUCCUCUGCCUCCAUCCCUGUGACAUCAUCAGUUGUGGAUCCUGGAGCAGGCUCUAUUUCCCCAGCAUCUCCCAAAAUCUCCCUGGCCCCCACAGAUGUUAAAGAACUCCCAACAAAGGAGCCCGGUAGGACUUUGGAGGCCCAAGAACUGGCCCGGAUAGCUGGGAAAGUCCCUGGGCUUCAGAAUGAACAGAAACGAUUUCAAUUGGAAGAACUGAGGAAGUUUGGGGCCCAGUUUAAGCUGCAACCUAGUAGCUCCCCUGAGACCGGCCUGGAUCCAUUUCCUUCCCGGAUCUUAAAAGAAGAGGCCAAAGGAAAGGAGAAGGAGGUGGAUGGCCUAUUGACUUCAGAUCCCAUGGGAUCCCCAGUCUCUUCCAAGACGGAAUCCAUAUUGGAUAAGGAAGACAAACCAUCCCUGGCAGCAGUAGGGGGUACUGAGGGGCCAGAGCAGCUCCCACCUUCUUGCCCCAGCCAAACUGGCAGUCCCCCAUUGGGCCUCAUCAAGGGAGAUGACAAAGAGGAGGGCCCUGUUACUGAACAAGUAAAGAAGUCUACUUUGAACCCCAAUGCCAAGGAGUUCAAUCCAACAAAGCCUCUGCUAUCUGUGAACAAAUCUACCAGUACUCCAACUUCACCAGGGCCCCGUACUCACUCAACACCUUCCAUACCGGUGCUGACAGCAGGCCAGAGUGGGCUCUACAGUCCCCAGUACAUCUCAUAUAUACCUCAGAUCCACAUGGGACCAGCUGUGCAGGCACCUCAGAUGUAUCCAUAUCCUGUUUCCAAUUCGGUGCCUGGGCAGCAGGGCAAGUACCGGGGUGCAAAAGGCUCACUUCCCCCCCAGCGCUCAGACCAACACCAGCCAGCCUCAGCCCCUCCGAUGAUGCAGGCUGCUGCUGCUGCUGCUGGCCCACCCCUAGUGGCUGCCACACCUUAUUCCUCCUACAUCCCCUACAACCCACAGCAGUUCCCAGGCCAGCCUGCCAUGAUGCAGCCCAUGGCACACUACCCUUCACAGCCGGUGUUUGCCCCUAUGCUUCAAAGUAACCCACGAAUGUUGACAUCUGGAAGCCACCCCCAGGCCAUUGUGUCAUCCUCCACUCCUCAGUACCCCUCUGCAGAGCAGCCUACCCCCCAAGCCCUCUAUGCCACUGUUCACCAGUCCUAUCCACACCAUGCCACGCAGCUCCAUGGCCAUCAGCCACAGCCGGCUACCACACCUACUGGGAGCCAGCCACAAUCCCAGCAUGCGGCCCCCAGUCCUGUUCAGCACCAGGCGGGGCAGGCCCCACACCUGGGCAGUGGACAGCCACAGCAGAACCUGUACCAUCCAGGGGCCCUAACAGGCACACCUCCUUCUCUACCGCCGGGACCUUCUGCCCAGUCCCCUCAGAGCAGCUUUCCCCAGCCAGCUGCUGUGUAUGCCAUCCAUCCCCACCAGCAGCUGCCCCACGGCUUCACCAACAUGGCCCAUGUUACCCAGGCCCAUGUCCAAACUGGAGUCACAGCAGCCCCGCCCCCACACCCCGGGGCACCUCACCCGCCCCAGGUGAUGCUGCUGCACCCCCCCCAGGGCCAUGGGGGGCCCCCCCAAGGCGCGGUGCCCCCGAGUGGGGUGCCUGCACUCUCAGCUUCCACACCCUCACCCUACCCCUACAUCGGACACCCCCAAGCUCCCCUUCCACCCCCCGGGGAACUGAAGAUUGUCCUGGCCGCGACCUGAGACCUCCAUGAGUGGAGGGAAGAGUGAUCUAUGUCUCUUCCCCCAGCAGCUCGGACCAGUCCUAGCCCCGCCCCCAACCCCUUUCCCUUGGGGAGCUGGGGAAUUCCUGCCAAGCACCUUGAAUGGGAGGGGUCCUUGAAGUGGGCAGGGCUGGGGUCCAGCGGGGGUGGGGGAGGUUCCUGCUCUGCCCCUGCCGGGUCCCACCCAGUCUUGUCCUCCCAUCCUCUCAUCUGUUCCCCCGCUGGAGACGGAAGAUCUUUUAUUUUCUAUUAUUUAUAACCUCAGACUUGGGCCCCCUGUUCUUCCCCAUUAACUUGAGUGUCCUGUGUGAGAGACCGACAGACAGAUGCCUCAAGGACUUUUACUUUUUAUUACAUAAAAAAUUAAAAAAAACAAAUAAAAAAAAUAAAAUUUUAAACUAACUUAA